GGAGUAGUUCAGAUCUAUUGUAGUUUUAGAUACAAACAACCGUCUCACUCUGCAGUUAGACCUACCGGAUCUUGUACCGGUCGGAGCUGUAACGUGUGGAAGAGACUAUGGCGGCAGUAGAAGCACACAGAGUUCUCGUUUACGGAGGCAAAGGAGCUUUGGGAGCCAAAUGUGUCCAAUAUUUCAAGUCUAAAAACUGGUGGGUGGCAUGUAUUGACCUGGUUGCCAAUGAGGAGGCAAGCGCCAACAUUCUGGUCAAACCCACAGACUCCUUCACUGAUCAGGCAGAACAGGUUUCAACGGAUGUAUCAUUGUUGCUGGGCGACCAGAAGGUGGAUGCCAUCUUGUGUGUGGCAGGAGGAUGGGCUGGGGGCAGUGCGAAGGCUAAAGGGCUGUUUAAGAACAGUGAUCUGAUGUGGAAACAGAGUGUGUGGACGUCAACAAUCUCUAGUCACCUAGCAACCAAACACCUAAGAGAGGGGGGUCUGCUCACCCUGUCUGGAGCCCACGCUGCUCUAACCGGAACCCCAGGUAUGGUGGGUUAUGGCAUGGCGAAAGCAGCGGUCCAUCAGCUUUGUCAGUCUCUAGCAGGAUCUGACAGUGGACUCCCCCCACAAGCUUCUGCUGUCGCUCUGUUACCUGUUACCUUGGAUACGCCUAUGAACAGGAAGUUCAUGCCAGAUGCUGAUGUCAGUUCCUGGACGCCGUUAGAAUAUAUAGCAGAGAUGUUCUACAGCUGGUGCACAGGGGAGAACCGGCCAACCUCCGGAACACUGCUGCAGCUUGUGACAUCACAGGGGCAGACCCAGGCCACACCCCUCUAGAAGUACACUCUGACCACCUGCUGUCAUGUGACGUAAAUAGGGACUGCCAGAUCACAACAGACACGACCUGUAGACAGGCUGCAGAACUCUGAUGUAUGCAAUUACUGUUUUUGAUGAGCUCUGAUGUGAAAGCUCAGAGGAUCAAUUAUUGAAUUUAAAGUGACCUAAUAUUGUGUGUGUGUGCGUGCGUGUGUGCGUGUGUGCGUGCGUGCACCCACCCAGUGUCAAGUACUAAACCUUUGUCCAAUAAAAAGUAUUGG
Molecule: messenger RNA, 1084 nt
Organism: Esox lucius (northern pike)
Lineage: Eukaryota; Metazoa; Chordata; Actinopteri; Esociformes; Esocidae
Gene: qdprb.1
Product: quinoid dihydropteridine reductase b1
Biological process (GO): L-phenylalanine catabolic process; tetrahydrobiopterin biosynthetic process
Cellular component (GO): cytoplasm
Molecular function (GO): 6,7-dihydropteridine reductase activity; NADPH binding; NADH binding
Source: RefSeq, marked provisional